Messenger RNA from Pocillopora verrucosa, 3121 nucleotides. RefSeq lists its product as uncharacterized. The record is from RefSeq and is a predicted model, not a curated record. Lineage: Eukaryota; Metazoa; Cnidaria; Anthozoa; Scleractinia; Pocilloporidae.
GAAGCGAAAUCUGUCAGUCAGAUGCGUCGAGGAUGAAGGUGUAAAACACCUCGAAACAGGUUUCAAGUUAGAAAAGAAUGGACGGUGCUAUGAGUACGUUUGGUCUGCCACCGUUCGACAUUGGUCAAGAUUUUAGUAUUCCGCCUCAUUUACGCAACCCGGAAAAUUUUAAUGCUCGCUUUCCCAAUGCACGUUUUCCCAGCGCAAUUUCGAACAUUUUCAGGGCCGGAGAUUACGCCAGCAAAAGCGUUAGUGACGAUCAUGGCGGUCGCCACAUGGAUAUGAGCAAUGGAAUAGAAGACAUCUCCGAAAUUGGAGACAACGAGCUGCCCAUUUCUGUGGCCGCUAUGAAUGAACCUUAUCUUACCUCGGGGACUACGACGCUUGGAUGCACACAACAACAACACAGUUCUUUACACACAACGAUUCCGCCGCUGCAAUCGUCCAAUUUUUUCUCCGACCCCGUCACUUCUGAAGCGGACUCUUAUUCGAGGGACAUGCCAUUCGCGAGCCCUAUGGAUUUCAAUAUAAAGAACGAACAAGAGCCUCGAUUUCACCUAAAUCCAAGUUCUGCUAUCUCAAGCAUAUCGAGUGCACUACAGCCCAACAAACCAAACAUCAUGCGUUCGAUUUACGGCCCCAACUUAAAUCCCUCUUUCCCAGAUCCAGCCUCUCAGUCGAUGUACACUUACAUUCAUCAAACGCCGGUAAGCAACGAUUCAAAAGCGCCGCAGUUUUACCGACCGUUUCCCGGCUUCCCGCCUUUUGAUACGCCAGAAUCCAUUCAGGACAAUCACGGCUUUUCAAAGUCAGACGACAGCCGAAUUUUUUCCCCGGUUCCCAGCAGUCACAGGCCUCAGAUUAUCGACCGUCAAAAGCCACAAGGCACCAACCGAGCGGACGCUCACGACGUUGAAGAUGUUGACGAUGCUAACCGUUGUAAAAACACAGUGGAAGGUACUAAAACGUCAGUUCGUCGCCUCAAGAAGUGGUACAAAGACAAGUACGGCAAAUCUAUCGACAUGAACACUGUUACACGCCAAAUGGCUCUAGAAAUGUUGAAAGAUUUCUUUCUCGAAAUUCGCGACACGCGGCCAGGUAAAGAAGGAAACGAAUACGAACCUGUGACACUGACAACGUACAGAAAUGGUCUGAGGAGAUAUUUCCUCGAAAGAAAGUGUCCACCCGCUGUAGAAAACUUCGAUUUGGCCGAUCGAGAAUUCGAUGUAGUCAACUAUGGCCUGGUCUCAAAGAGGAACGAGCUCAAGCGCAAAGGAAAAGGAAACCACCCAAACGUGGUUGAAAGCAUUACCGAAGAGCAGUUAGAGAGAAUGUGGGCCUCGGGAGCUAUUGGAGUGCACGCACCGAGACCUUUAUUACGACUCCAGUGGUGGAUUAACACAGUCAGUCAUGGAAUAAGAGGACGCAUGGCCCACCAUGACCUAAGCAUCGAUGACUUUCGCAUCUCUCGCGGCCCAGACGGCAAGAUCAUAAUUGACCACAUGAAAGCUGGGAACAAGAGACCAAGGGCGGACGAAGAGAAAGACAACCCUAGAAGCAAGAAAAAGUGCAAAGCCCGGGUAGCAGCCACCGAUGGAAGCGAACGAGAUCCCGUACGUGCGUUCGAGGUGUACCUCCGUCACCGUCCACCUGGUAUCUCGUCGUUUUAUCUCACCCCCAAGCACAAGCCUAAGGGAGAUAUCUGGUUCAAUAAAGUGCCCAUGGGCAAAAAUUCUAUCGGAAGAAUCAUGAGGGAAAUCAAGGCAAUUGCUGGGAUAGGAUAAUUUUCACUGGCUGAGAACUCUAAUUCAAUGAGAACUUUACUGCUGCUUCAAAGGUAGCAGAAGGAACUUUAUGACCAUUGCAAAGGUCAAUCGCCUCGCGCGAGACUUAACAUAGAGACGGUUUCAAACCAUUUUCCUUGAACUGAAGGACUGAUACACUCGUAAGUAAACACUACAAAUGGCUUCUGCUCUUUUAAAGAAGAAAUCUUGAAAUUUUUUAUAUAAAAUUAUAAAAUUUUAUGCUAUUAAGAGUAAGAGAAUCAACUAUAUGCGAUACACACAUAUAAAUAUAUCUAUAUAUAAAAUAAUGUUUUUGGUAUAUCAUUGGGAAAAAGUUUAUUAAGUAACAACUCGAAAACAGUGCUCAUGGGAUUUUCCAUCAUUUGCAAGAAUUUAAACCUAAGUAUUUAAUAUAUUAACUAUGUCAGUAAUAACCUUUCAGUGCUUACUUAAGUUUAGUUCGCGUUGCCUUUCAGUGAUCCAUUUAUUUCAAAAGGAAAAACUCACGAGGUUUGCGAGAAUUCUCAAAAGUAAGAUACAACCGCGUGGCUUUGAAACGCUUAAUAAAUUAAAAUUUAGAGGAUUUUAAAAAUAACGGAAUUUCUCUUUGAGAGCAUAGCUUUUUCACAGCGUCAUGGAAGAUCUCGUUUUGCAGCCAAAAAGAUUUUAAAUUGUAAUGAAUUCGUUAUUGUCCUCGGGCGUUUUAUCUUUUCUCCUUAUCCAUCAGGAGUUCAAUGUGUUUUUCGAUGCACAAACUCCUUACUAAUCAAAACAUUCUUGGCAAGUAUCUUGUGGAAAUGAAUUAUCUUGGAAUAUAGCUGGAAUCUUUUUUUAACAAAGCUUUCUAAGAAAACUUUUAAUAUAAAAAAACAUAACAAGAAAGAAAAAAGGGCCUUUCAAAAGGUCAACACAAUUAGCUGUGAAAAAGGCGUUUCUUCACACACAGGUUUCAUAGAACACCAAAAUCUACAAAGGAGAUUUGAAAAGUUGAAAGAUAAGAGAAUGUAUUAGCUUAUAACGAUUUAUUGUAAUGAAUAUAUUUUUUAUCAAAAUAAGCGAGGAGUGUUAAAUUUUGUUCGCUAGGGCCAUUUCGCACCAUCGCCGCUUCCGCAAACGGCGUAGAAGUUCUUUAGUACUAGAUUAAAUUUCAGAUAGGAGAAAAUCGCCAUGUAAAUAGAUUUAUAGUUUCUUUCAUUGCUUUACCUUGUGCCCACGAGAGCGUUUUAUUAACUCUUAAGAGAACCCGACGAGCGGAAGGCAGUAGAAGCCGAUCGUAGAACACAAAUGUAUUUAGAUAACAGUUCACCAUUGUUUAAUAAAGAGAUGGGACAAGACUA